GCGGCCGCUUCGCCCCUCUCUUGUCUCCUAUCUUUUGACUGCCAACUGCAACUGCGACUACCCCAGCAAAGGAAAAGGGAUUUAUAACUAUAACUUUGUCGAGAACGGGAGGCGUUUGGUAAUAACUACGGCUACAGCUACGGCUACGACAACAGAGGGGCGAGUUGAUAAUACGGAGGAGGCUUUUGUUGUGUGUGGGGUUUAUUUGAAAGGGGGGCGAUAUACUUGAGGCGGUGACGGGCGGCGUUACGUGUGAAAGGAUCGGCAAGGGACGAGUUCGAGGCGAGAACGAGGGAAGAAGGGGGUUUAUACCUGUUUCUCCAGAGGCAGGAAUAGGCCUCGACUACAAAUACAAUGGCGUCCAAGGCGAUGUGGGAGGUUGAUCCCGAGACACGAUCAAAGCUCCACGAAAUCGCCAAAACAAACUCCAACUCCACCUGCGCCGACUGCUCCGCCCCCUCCCCCCAGUGGGCCUCCCCCAAAUUCGGGAUCUUCAUCUGCCUCUCCUGCGCCGGCGUGCACCGCGGCCUCGGGGUACACGUCUCCUUCGUCCGCUCUACCACCAUGGACGCCUUCAAGGCCGCCGAGAUAGAACGCAUGCGUCAAGGUGGGAAUAAGCCCUGGCGCGACUUCUUCGAGGGGCAUGAGGAGAAUAAACUCGCGGGUGUAGGGUUUGAGGACGCGACGAUUAAGGAGAGAUAUGAGAGUGCGGUGGGGGAGGAGUGGAAGGAACGGUUGACGGCGAAGGUGGAGGGGAGGGAGUAUGUCCCCGGUGCGCCGAAACCGGUAGUACCGAGACAAGAAAAGCCCGUUCCCCGCGCCACGACGCAGAUUCAAGGCCGUGCAUCCCCUUCCCCCUCUCUCGGCGAUGGUGGGAGUACUGGCGGCAGAAGCUCGAAGGCCAAGGUCGACGAUAGGUAUUUCUCGAAACUGGGAGAAGCGAAUGCCGCGCGCCCUGCGGAUGUGCAUCCCAGCCAGGGAGGCAAGUAUGGAGGCUUCGGAUCGGAGAUGCCGGCGCCAGCGGCAAGGGGGGACGGGCCGCCGGGACUGGAUGAGCUGCAGAGGGAUCCGGUGGCGGCGUUGACGAAGGGGUUUGGGUGGUUUGGGGGGAUGGUGGGGAAGACGGCUAGGCAGGUUAAUGAGGGGUAUAUUGCGCCUGCUGCGCAGAGGGUGAGUUCGCAUUUUAAAUUUCCCCCUGUUCUGCCCGUCUUUUCUUUUAUGUGGUUCGGUCACUAACAGCUGUGCAGAUCGCAGAAGCAGACCUCGCAGCCCAAGCCCGCAUCACCGCCGCCCAACUCGCCAAGUCCGCGCAGACCGGCGCCCAGGGCGCGAGCAGAACAUUCAACGACUCCUUCAACCGCUUCGUGGAAGGCGAGGGCGCCGGGGGUGCGCGUGGUGGUGCUGGGCGCGGGCCGUUGGAUGAGUCGAAGAGGGAUUUCUGGGAUGGGUUUGGGAGGCCGGAUGAGAGGGAGGGUGGAGGGACGAUUGGGACGAAUGCGUU
This is a messenger RNA of Pseudogymnoascus verrucosus, 1501 nucleotides long. Its product is annotated as Zn finger-containing GTPase- Activating Protein for ARF. NCBI's taxonomy places the organism in Eukaryota, Fungi, Ascomycota, Leotiomycetes, Thelebolales, Thelebolaceae. The record is from RefSeq and is a predicted model, not a curated record. Gene Ontology annotation, biological process: regulation of endocytosis; regulation of ARF protein signal transduction. Gene Ontology annotation, molecular function: GTPase activator activity. Bases 355 to 1236 code for a protein of 293 amino acids. Gene Ontology annotation, cellular component: Golgi membrane. The transcript has 2 exons.